This is a messenger RNA of Toxotes jaculatrix (banded archerfish), 1527 nucleotides long. It is a transcript of the gene adora1b, whose product is annotated as adenosine A1 receptor b. Bases 385 to 1527 code for a protein of 380 amino acids. Lineage: Eukaryota; Metazoa; Chordata; Actinopteri; Toxotidae. The record is from RefSeq and is a predicted model, not a curated record. The transcript has 2 exons. Gene Ontology annotation, biological process: G protein-coupled adenosine receptor signaling pathway. Gene Ontology annotation, cellular component: membrane; dendrite; synapse. Gene Ontology annotation, molecular function: G protein-coupled adenosine receptor activity.
GAUAAAUCGGAGCGCACGGGAAGGAUGCUGCUCUCAGUAGGAGCAGGUGUAUUCAGCCAAGUGGAGGCGCAGGGCACAAACCAGGAGCGAUGCACAACAGCCUUCAGACCACAGCACCUGCUCCAAAGGAAAACCCCUCAUGCUGAGAUAUGCUGCGGCUUCUUCUCUUAAAAAUAAUUAUGACUGGAUUUUUUUCCUGCAACUUAUAAGCGAAAACCAUGAGAAUGUGGUUACCGUGGAACUGAUGAACGCACAGCUCAUUUGGAAAACACUGUACGGACACACACACUCACGCAAAAUCAAGGAGAGCUCUGUUGGCUUCUUAUAAGGGGCGCUUCACUGCAAUCAGUCUUGUUCUUAUCAAGGACAUAAUCAUCUGCAAGGAUGCCCGUAGCACUUUUAUCAGCGCAGUCGCUCUACAUAGGAAUGGAGGUGGUGAUUGCAGUCGCGUCUGUCAUCGGGAAUGUGAUGGUGGUUUGGGCGGUGAAAAUUAAUAAAUCGCUACGAGACACCACGUUUUGUUUCAUCGUCUCCCUGGCUCUGGCGGAUAUUGCAGUCGGAGCCCUCGUCAUCCCUUUGGCCAUUACUAUCAGCAUCGGACUUCAAACUCACUUUUACAGCUGCCUGCUCGUGGCGUGCACGGUGCUGGUGCUGACGCAAAGUUCAAUCCUGGCCCUCCUGGCUAUUGCGAUUGACCGCUAUCUCAGGGUCAAGAUCCCGACCAGGUAUAAACAAGUGGUGACCCCUCGGCGAGCUGGGGUGGCAGUGGUGAUAUGCUGGACGGUGGCUUUCAUCGUGGGGCUCACACCCAUGUUAGGCUGGAACAACCUGAAGCGCCUCCAGCAGAACGGCUCCAUCAGCUCUGACCUCGUUAUCACCUGCCAAUUUGAAAACGUUAUCAGCAUGGACUACAUGGUGUAUUUUAACUUUUUCGGCUGGGUGCUGCCGCCCCUGCUUCUCAUGCUAGUUAUUUAUGCAGAGAUCUUCUACAUGAUCCACAAGCAACUUAACAAUAAGAAGUUCACCACCAGUCACACAGACCCCAAUAAGUACUAUGACAAGGAGCUGAAUCUUGCGAAAUCUCUAGCUCUGGUCCUUUUUCUCUUUGCUAGCAGCUGGCUCCCCCUCCACAUCAUCAACUGCAUCACACUCUUCUGCCCUGAGUGCAAGAAGCCAAUUGUCCUCCUCUAUAUCGCCAUCCUGCUCACCCACGGCAACUCCGCUGUCAACCCAAUUGUCUACGCUUUCCGCAUUAAGAAGUUCCGCACAGCCUUCCGGAAAAUCUGGCAGCAGUACUUCUGCUGCAAGGACACACCAGCUCUGGAGAUUCAGCCCAGCGACAGGAAAGAGAUGCCCAACCCAGAGCCACAGCAGGCGACACCACCGCAGCCUUCUCAGAAGGAAAUCCUUAAAUCCGAUCGACCUCAACAGCAGCAGCCUCCACAUGAGCGGGAGCAGAACCAGAGGACCGAACUGCUACAGCAACCUAAAGAACACCCGCCCUUACUGGAGCAGAAUGCAGUGUAA